Molecule: messenger RNA, 576 nt
Organism: Plasmodium gonderi
Lineage: Eukaryota; Apicomplexa; Aconoidasida; Haemosporida; Plasmodiidae
Product: small GTP-binding protein sar1
Exons: 3
Coding region: 1-576 (191 amino acids)
Biological process (GO): membrane organization; endoplasmic reticulum to Golgi vesicle-mediated transport; intracellular protein transport
Cellular component (GO): endoplasmic reticulum exit site; COPII vesicle coat
Molecular function (GO): GTPase activity; GTP binding
Source: RefSeq, a predicted model, not a curated record
AUGUUUAUUAUAAAUUGGUUUAGAGAUAUAUUGGCUCACUUGGGCCUAUCACAAAAGAGCGCAAGGAUAUUAUUUUUAGGUCUGGACAAUGCUGGAAAAACAACACUGCUGCACAUGCUAAAAGAUGACAGAGUUGCGCAGCAUGUUCCCACAUUGCAUCCACAUUCGGAAGAAUUAGUGGUAGGAAAAAUAAGAUUUAAAACUUUUGAUUUGGGUGGACAUGAAACAGCAAGGAGGAUAUGGAGAGACUAUUUUGCAGCAGUAGAUGCUGUAGUAUUUAUGAUUGACACAACUGAUAGGUCUAGAUUUAGUGAAGCGAGAGAGGAAUUAAAGCAUCUUUUGGAAACAGAAGAAUUAAGUAAUGUUCCAUUUGUGGUUUUGGGAAAUAAAAUUGAUAAACCAGAUGCAGCUAGUGAAGAUGAAUUAAGACAACAUUUAAAUUUAUUUUCGAAUUUAACAGUUCAUAAUGCGAAGGGAAAUUCUGGAGUUAGACCAGUUGAGUUAUUUAUGUGUAGUGUCAUAAGAAGGAUGGGUUAUGCAGCAGCUUUCAAAUGGAUAUCACAGUUUUUAACAUGA